UGCGCUAGGGGGCGCUGGGCGUAGGAAUUGGCGGACGGCCGCAGGCGGGCUGGGGGUCGGUUUAGGGAAGGACCGGAAGUGCUUGAGCGCGGCGGCGGAAUGGUCCGCUGCGUCUCCCGGCGGCGUCUGGGUAGGCUCGGCGUGCGGCCGCAGAGCUCGGGCUCCAGGGACAGCGAAGGCGGCCGCGGCCGGCUCAAACCAUGUUCCUGGUGCGCUUGACUUCCCAGCUGCUCAGGGCUGUUCCCGGGGCAGGUCGCAGUGGGUCCCCGCGGGUCUCAGAGAUACUGGGCAGGCACGCCUGCAGGCCUCGCUACAGCACGCAGCCCCCAGGCCCCAGUGGGAUUGCCUCUCUUCCUGGCAAGCACGUCCACCCAGAGCUUGAGGAGAUGCUGGUCCCCAGAAAGAUGUCCAUCAGCCCGCUGGAGAGCUGGCUGACCAUUCGCUACCUCCUGCCCAGACUGGGCGCUGGGGCCCCAGGGACUGUGUCUCCAGCUCAGCUCUAUCAAUGUCCGCCUAGCCAGGUGGGGGAAGGGGUCGAGCAGGGGGAUAAGGAGGUUCGGGAUGCACCCCAGAUGCAGUGCAAAAACAUCCUGAAGAUCCGCCGGCGGAAGAUGAAUCACCACAAGUACCGCAAGCUUGUCAAGAGAACCCGGUUCCUGCGGCGGAAAGUCAGGGAAGGGCGCCUGAGACAGAAGCAGGUCAAGUUCGAGAGAGACUUGAAGCGCAUCUGGCAGAAGGCAGGCUUGAAGGAAGCCCCUGCAGGCUGGCAGACCCCCAAGAUCUACCUGAAGAACCAAUGAGUCUGGAGGUGCCCCCCCGCCCCCCGUUACUGCCCAUCACCCAUUGUAAUAAAGAACCAGCACACUCA
Phacochoerus africanus (Common warthog) is the source of this 868-nucleotide messenger RNA. It is a transcript of the gene AURKAIP1, whose product is annotated as aurora kinase A interacting protein 1. Gene Ontology annotation, biological process: mRNA processing. NCBI's taxonomy places the organism in Eukaryota, Metazoa, Chordata, Mammalia, Artiodactyla, Suidae. The record is from RefSeq and is a predicted model, not a curated record. The coding region runs from base 201 to 800 and encodes 199 amino acids. Gene Ontology annotation, cellular component: mitochondrion. The transcript is spliced from 3 exons.